Molecule: messenger RNA, 4164 nt
Organism: Triplophysa dalaica
Lineage: Eukaryota; Metazoa; Chordata; Actinopteri; Cypriniformes; Nemacheilidae
Gene: spred3
Product: sprouty related EVH1 domain containing 3
Exons: 6
Coding region: 113-1654 (513 amino acids)
Biological process (GO): multicellular organism development; negative regulation of MAPK cascade
Cellular component (GO): membrane
Molecular function (GO): protein kinase binding
Source: RefSeq, a predicted model, not a curated record
UGUAUGAGUGUGAGAACGCGCGCGCGCGCGUGUGUGUGUUCUGUAAGAAGGAUAAUAAAAAAGACGAGAGACCGGGGGGCAGCCAGCUCGAAGCGGCGGGCAACACCGAGCCAUGGAGGGCGAUGUGCGUGUCCGAGCGGUGGUGAUGACACGUGACGAUUCCAGCGGUGGCUGGGUGCCCCUUGGAGGGGGUGGCCUCAGUCACGUGAUCAUUUGUAAGGGGCGGAGCUCCGAAGGUCGUGGGCGGAGAGAGUACGUCAUACGCGGAGAACGGCUACGUGAUCGAGCACCCGUGCUGGAAUGCGCCAUUCAAAAGGGUCUGGUCUACAACAAGGUGAACCCCAUCUUCCAUCACUGGCGCGUGGAGGAGAGGAAGUUUGGCCUGACCUUCCAGAGUCCAGCUGAUGCCAUCUCCUUCGAGAAGGGGCUUCAAAGUGUCCUUGAGAAGCUGGACAGAGGAACUGACUCGCCAUCCUCCUCGACACCUGAAGAGGGCGACACUGAGGAUGAUGGUCAAGCAUCUCAUACAGGAAGUGAGUCGUCAUCCAACAGCAGAAAAGAGAUGCUGCCUAAACCCAUCACCAUCGUGACCAGUGAGUCGUCCUCCACCUGUUUUGUGCGAUCCACAGAGGAGUUUGCGUACGGAGCAGCGCACGCCGUCACGACGCAGACUCCAGCCCAGAUCCAUACCCGACCAACCCAGCACCAACUCACCCAAGUCACAGCCGUGUUGAACCCUCCAGCACCUCCUCCGCCACCGCCGGCUCCCCCGACUCCCCCCACAGUGCCCCCAGCCUCUCCCCUCUCGCCGCUCUCACCCACCAUCUCCUUACUGGAGGAAGGAGACCUCCGCAGCCUCGACCCCUGCAAAGACCUGUGGGGAACACGCGGCUACGAGGACUACCGACGCGCUGGUGCUACACGGACCAAGGUGGGCGGGCUGACAGGGGGCGUGGUCGUGGGAGCCGGCCAGGAUAAGGGGGAGCUCUGCGUGGUCCGCUUUGAGAAAGAACUGGCCGGCGUGGGCACCACAGGCUGCGAGGUCACCGUCAUGCUGGACACCAAAGGCUCUCAGCGUCACUCCUCACCCACCUGCAUGCCCAACGCCGUGCCAGGGGUGCCAUCCGCCGAAGGCUCCCCGCAGGAGACGGGCAAGGGCUCGCCUUCGCCGUGCUGCAUCCACACCUCCCUUGCCACACCCCGAUCUCGGACUCGCAAGCGAGGGGGCGGCGGGGGAGGAGGGGAAGCCAUCUCACCCGACGACGACAGCUCGUGCCCGCAGGGCUCCUCGUCCUGCUCGUCGCGCUGCGUGUACUGCCGUUCUGUUUUCAGCGCCUCCGAGAACGGACGGGGCCGCUGCCGGGACGCUCCGGACCCGGCGCUACACUGCCUGCGCCAGUGGACGUGCGUAUGGUGCGCAGAGAGCCUACUAUACCAUUGCAUGUCGGACUCCGAGGGCGAGUUCUGGGAGCCGUGCUCGUGCGAGGACUCGAUGGGCGGCUGGCCGCACCCGCUGUGCUGCGCUCGCUGGAUGGCGCUGCUGGCGCUGUCUCUUUUCGUGCCCUGCAUGUGCUGCUACCUGCCCCUUCGCGCAUGCCUGCGCUGUGGGGAGAGAUGCGGCUGCUGCGGAGGAAAGCACAAGGCCGUGCGAUGAGGCCAGACAGGGGGGAGGGAUCCGGGGGAGGGCGUGUCACGCGGUCGGGGAGGGCGGGGCUUAUUGUGACCGGAAAGGGAGCACAAAGACUUUCAUUCGAGAAACAGACGUAGAGCUGGUGCGUGAACCUUCGCGACAACAUAAAACCCCUCCCCCAACCCGCCCCCCUCCAAGGCCGUCUGCUGCAUUCCGCUCUUUCUAUUCUUUACUUGGACCCUUAAUGGUUGUACCAAUGGUGAGUGCAUGGGCAGCGUGUCACCGCACGGUUCAGGUAGACAGGCAAGAGAUAACGCCCGUGGUCUCUCGGUCUGAGCUCUCUGAUUUGCUGGUUUUUGGGGUCAGGGGUCAUCUCUGGGAGGUGGGGAGCCAACGGGGAUCAGUGACGUGUAAACUGUUUCAAUUGUUCGUUUUCAUUUGUUUUUGAUUUACGGAGAAAACACGAGAUGAAAAGACAGAUGAUGUUUAUUGUUAUGGUUAUCGGACGUUUUACGAGCAUCUUAUUUUACUUGAACUACGGAAAGAUUUUCACUAUUUUUUGGGAAUUCAUUUGAGAAAUACACUCCCCGUUUACCUCUGAUUUACUGAGUUUUACCUCAAUGUCCUAAGGAGAGGAAGACAGAUAGAGACUUUAUUUUUGGGACUGUAUGCUGUGGUGAGGUUUCGUUACGCGGUCUUUGCUGUAGGUUUUUUCCAAGCACGUACGGUUGUGUCGUGGAGGAGAGCAUUUCGAUGUGGUACCACUCCGAGACGGCUCCUUUCCGAUCUCACGCCGCAGAGGGUCAGUUUCACCAAAAUCACCACACGCGGGCACAUACGCACUCAUUCUGUCAAGAAUUGCAUUUAACUCACCAACAACCAAGAAUGUUGCCUAUAUUUAAAGUGUAGACCAAAAAUGUGUAAAAGAUAAUCUAGAACAGAAUCUGCCGAACAUUUGCUCAGCGAAUGUCAACUGAGGCCUUGAAUUGUAGUUGUAGUUACCACCAAAAAUACGGUGCAAUGUGUAUGACACAACAGUUUGACCUGAAUGGCAACACAAGAAAUUAAAUGUAUACGUUAGUCGUGACCUGACCUGACCAGACUAGACGCAACAUGAUAGAUCAUAAAAAUAAUUUGAUUUGUUUUCAAAACGAGUGGCAGAUGUCUCUGCAUCACACUGGCAACCCCCGCCCACAGUGAGAACUCAUUGGUUCAAAUAUAAACUCAAAUAUAUUUGGAUAAAAUGUCACCCUGGAUCACAAAACUAGUCUUAAGUAGCAUGGGAAUAAUUUUUAGUAAAAGCCAAAAGUACAUUGUAUUGGUCAAUAUUAUAGAUUUUUCUUUUAAGUCAAAAAUCCUUAGGAAAUUAAGUAAAGAUCAUGUUCCAUGAAGAUAUUUUGUAAAUUUCCUACCUUAAAUAAACAGUUUAAACGGUUGUAUCUCCUCCAGAUAUUGUCCUAUCAUAACAACCCAUGCAUCAAUUCAGCCAUAAGGUCAAUAGGUCAACAAGGUUUUGUUGUCCAGGGUCAGAAAUGUGAUUGUGCCAUGCAACAUUUUCACUCACAAGUUAUUUGAUGCUGUUUAUCCUGUGUCGCGUCUGGUUAAGGCAAUAGAGAUUUCCGACCAAUCAGUUCAAAUGCCUGGCAUAACCUCAACGUUUAUAGAAACACUGCUUUAAAAUACCACAAAGCUGCUAUAUUUUGAAACCCCUGAACUUACCUCUGCUGCAAGUAAUGAGAUGCAGCCCUGUAGUCGAUUCGAUUCACAAGGACGAUGUCACUUAAUCACUUCCAAGGAAAAAUAUUUAUGAUGGGGAAGAACUCCACAAGGAUUGAACAUACUCUGUCAAGGAGCGUCGAGUUACAAAGGAAUCAAUGUUGUAUUUAAUGCUGAAUACAGUCACUUUAAAUGAAAAAGCGUUUUGCAGCAGCAUUAACCCAUUAAACCUAAACAUUUCAGUCCAUUGUCAAAGACACACUUCACACAUUACCAUUAAAAGACCCAAAAAUAGCACUGGAAAACGAGAGAUGAGACCACCCUUGAAGGCCCUAGUCAUACAUCCUAUUAAUAAAUGUGCCUUUUGAUUUCUUUAACCAAUAACCUAUCAUUUCUAAGUUAUGACGUACCUAAAUACUCAUUUUCCUUUUCGGGUUGUUUAUUUCUGCCAAUGUGCAUAUUUUAAUAUGUAUGUAUCUAUUAGUUUGAAAAGUAAUCAAUGGAAAAUAUUACCUGUUUAUAUAUUUAUUGAGAUAUUUAUUCUAAUUCUUUUUUUAUUUUUGGAGACGGGUUUUUAUUUUCUGUGCUGUCUAACUUCUCUGACUUUGUGCCAAUUUGCUGCUUUGAGGUGUUACAUAUCGUGGGUUUGUAUCAUUAAUUAAACCCUAACUCUAUAUUUUAAUGAAACCUUUGCCCUCUGGAUCCUGUUUACAUCUCCAAUGUAUUUGUGAACGCGUGCUUAAACACUUUCGGCAUAAAAGGAAUACAACAUAGGACUUACAUAGCCACCAUAUCAGUGUAAUACAGAAUAAUGCAAU